AUGACGAAUAUCAGGAGACUUAUGGAGCGUGCAAGCAAUAUUGUCAAAUUCUACCUAGGACCCAUGCGCGUAUACUUUGUGCAGGGGGGAGAAAGCGUGCAAGCCAUGUUUCGAUCAUCUACCAGCAUCAGCUCGAACAAGUUCAUUCUCUUGGUCAUGAGAAAUCUGCAAGGUUCGGCUCAAAAAGACGUCGACAAGUUCGCAAACGAUCUAUCAGGGCGGCAAAGAGUACCCGCACCAGGCUACGAAAAUACACCGCAAGAGGAGCGAUAUUGGUACACAUUGCACCAUAUUACGGUUGAACACUUAUCACGCGCAGAGCCCACUGCUCAUUUGGCAGAGACUUACACAAAGUUCUUCAACGAGGCUUUGGAAAAGCAGCCUGUGGGCCAGUGGGCGAACGUUCAUCUUCUGGAUUUCUUGAAGAGAGAAAUGUGUGCAAGCGCCAUCAGAUCUUUCUGUGGUACCGAGUUAUUAAAGAUGUUCCCAGACUACGUUGAGCAGUUCUGGCGCUUCGAUAGUAUCGCCUUCCAGGUUGUGUAUGGGCUACCAAAGUGGAUCAACAGUGGUCCGGUGAAUGAACGCGAUAAGUUAAACGGCAUGACGCAGAAGUAUCUGGAAAAGGCCUUUGCGAACUUUGAUUGGGACGGUCCUGCGGUGGAUUCCACCUGGGAGCCCACGUUCGGAUCAAGCUAUGUUCGCAAGAUCACCAAAUGGCUUCACGACACAAAUAUGGCUCCGGAGACCAAAGCAGGAUUCUACAUGAUUGCGAUCUUUGGUGAGGCUCUUGAGACCCUCAACGUGGAUCCCGCCACCGGGACGCGGUCCUUCAAUGUAUCCAAGCUCAUCUCGAUGCCGUUGAUGCAGUCUAUUUAUACGGAGUGCAUGCGUCUUCAUGUCUCCAUUGCGCUCUCCAGAGAAGUUGUCGAGACGACCACGCUCCACGGCUUCCGCUUGAAAAAAGGCUCAAUGAUACAGGCUCCGACGCAUCUUGUGCACUUAGACGAGCAAAUAUGGAGCCAGGAAGGGCACUCUGCUUCCGAGUUUUGGGCAGAGAGACAUGUCAAGCAUGUGAAGCGAGUAGACGAAGAUACUGGUCGACUUACUACCGAAAAGCAGUUCGUAUUGGCGGGAAAGACUAAUGAAUUCAUCCCGUUUGUCACAAAGUUCGACAUGGAGUUUGUUGAGUGGACAAAUCUGGACGGGUCCAAGUCUGAUCGACCCCCUGUGGAUGAUGAGCGGUACUUUGGUACAGCUGCUGUGCCUCCCGAUCGCGAUGUCAAGGUACGGUGGAAGAAACUCUGGUGA
Molecule: messenger RNA, 1308 nt
Organism: Colletotrichum fioriniae
Lineage: Eukaryota; Fungi; Ascomycota; Sordariomycetes; Glomerellales; Glomerellaceae
Source: RefSeq, a predicted model, not a curated record